Messenger RNA from Camellia sinensis, 1843 nucleotides. The record is from RefSeq and is a predicted model, not a curated record. NCBI's taxonomy places the organism in Eukaryota, Viridiplantae, Streptophyta, Magnoliopsida, Ericales, Theaceae.
AGCAAGCCAUUGCUGCUUCGACCUCUGGGCCCAAUAUAAUUCUUGUUUAUUCAGCAAAUCAUCCAACUUACCCCUUAAUUCCCAAUCAUAUUUGACAUCACCUUUCUUGAAGGAGAAAAGCAAUCUCUUCACCAAGACUAAGGUAAUUAUGGACUCUUUCAGUUGAUGUCAGUGUAAUUUAGUGUAAAUUUAGUAACUUCAACCUUUCAUUACAUCUUAGCAGAGUGAAAAUUGCUUAAUAAAUCCAAUUAAAUUUAUGUGUGUGUUAUAAAAGCAAGGACCAUUGAUCUCCAUUGAGUAUGAAAUAUCAUCUAAUUGGUUGGUAACUAUGUCAAGUUGCAGAAUAGAAUUAGCUUCAUUAAUUUAUUUGUCUAUUUUCUUCAUGGUUGAGUUAAUGAAAUUUAUGUGUGUGUUUUAAAAGCAAGAAUGUAAACCUGUAUAUUUUGACCCUUCAACUAUGAAAAUGUAUUACUUUCACCCCCCUCUAGACCACCUUCAAAAUGGGUGUACUUGUACGAUUUAAUAGUUGAGGGGUCAAUAUGAGCGGGUUCAUAGAUGAGAGUAAAGUGAUAUUCACUAAUAGUUUGAGGGGGUCUUGGGGUAAUUGACUUAUUUUGUUUCAAAUGCUUGAUUUUCAUGUGCUUCUCUAGCCAUGAGGUGUAUGUGCUGGUUAUGUAGUACAUACAACUACAUUUUGUUUCUUUAUGCAUCAAAACCAUCAAGCUUUCUUACCCUUAACUCCUUGAUAUUAGUUCCUUUGCAGAGUGGCUGAUGUUCUCUCUGAUUAUCUUGGAGGGAUGAAUGAAGAUUUGAUCAAGGAUAACUUUGUUAUUGUAUAUGAGCUUUUGGAUGAGAUGAUAGAUAAUGGAUUCCCUCUCACAACAGAGCCUAACAUCCUGAGGGAGAUGAUACCUCCUCCAAAUAUUGUUAGCAAAGUGUUGAGUGUUGUGACUGGCAACAGUUCCAAUGUGAGCAACACCCUUCUAGGUACAACAACUUGUGUUCCAUGGAGGACAAUGGCCCUAAAACAUUCAAAUAAUGAAGUUUAUGUUGAUCUUGUUGAAGAAAUGGAUGCAAUAAUAAACAGGUACGAGGAUCCAGGCAUUGCUUUACAUUAUGGUGGAAUGUUGAGGUAGUGUGUACAUCAUCAAAGUGUAGCAAGGUAAGCAAUUUAAAAGCGUACAUUGGUAAUUGAUUUUUUCUUUCUCUUCUUUUUUUUCCUUUUCCCCUAUUUUUCCUUUUGUUUUUUUUCUUCUCCCCUUGUCCUUAUAAUCAGUCUUUUACUUAAACUAUUUUGUUCUAUCUUUUUGACAUAUCAUUGUUAAUUUGGUUGUAUUGGCGACUCUCUUUUAGGAGAACACCAAUGUGCUUUAUUUUUGGUCCAUAGACUCGAGUAAGUUUAAGGUUGUUAUCUUUCUUACUAAAUUGGCACUAUAGGUUACAAAUGAACCGAGUUGUUCAUGAAUAGCUUGGUUGGGCAUGUCUGCUAAAUGAACAAGCUUAAACCAAAGUUUUUGGCUUUUUAGUAAUUGAGCUGGCCUCAAGUAAACCUAAGCUUAGCUCGAAGAACACAAUCAUAUAUUAAUUAACAUUUAUUUUUAUUGAUAUAUCAAAUAUAUUUUAAUUAUUUUAUUUUAUUUUUAUCUAUUAUGUUUGGUGUUUUUGCAAAUUUACAUAUUUGAUUGAUCAAAUUUAUUAAUAAUUAAUGUGCAUAUAAUUUAGUUUUUCUUUUUUCUUUUCAUGCCUGAGCUUGGCUUAUUUAUGUUAUUGAGUUGACUCAAGUCGAGCUCAAGUUUCUCAAAGGUUGAGCAUCCCAAAGCUUGGCUUGGCUCGGCUUGUUUGC